GGUUCAUUAUUGCCGAGGUCACCCGUCAGAAGUUAGCCUUUAACUCUGACACUCCUCUUUACCAUUUUUGGAUCUAUUUAAUCCUGAGUCUCUGGCAUAGAGAAUCUGCCGUGGUGGUCUUUCUGUAUUCUAAUUUUGUAGGAAGAGAAUGACUCAUUGGUUUCAUCGAAACCCUUUAAAGUCUACAGCUCCUGUCCCAUUCAAUUACUAUGGAGUGGCCACAACUCCAGCUGCAGCAAAAAUCUGCAAUGAUUUAAGGUUAUCAAGAGCACGACUCCUGGAACUUUUUACUGAUUUGAGUUGUAAUCCAGAUAUGAUGAAAAAUGCAACUGAUUCCUAUUUUUCACUCCUGAAAGGCUUUAUAGUUGCGCUGGAUAGUUCUUCACAGGACAGCAAACUGAGAUACAUUCAGAAUUUUAAAUGGACAGACACGUUACAAGGACAAGUACCAAGUGCCCAGCAAGAUGCUGUGUUUGAAUUAGUUUCUAUGGGAUUUAAUGUGGCCUUGUGGUAUACUAAAUAUGCAUCGAGAUUAGCUGGGAAAGAAGACAUAACAGAAGAUGAAGCAAAAGAUGUCCAUCGAAGUAUGAAAAUAGCAGCUGGAAUUUUCAAACAUUUAAAGGAAAGCCAUAUCCCUAAAUUGAUCACUCCUGUAGAAAAGGGAAGAGAUUUAGAAGCUCGAAUAAUAGAUUCCUAUAUUAUCCAAUGUCAGGCUGAAGCACAAGAAGUGACAAUUGCCCGGGCUAUUGAGCUGAAACACAAUCCUGGUCUAAUAGCUGCUCUGGCCUAUGAAACAGCCAGUUUCUACCAAAGAGCAGAUCAAACGUUAUCUAGUCUGGAUCCCACAUAUUCAGUGAAGUGGCGAAAAUACCUUCAGUUGAAGUCAUGUUUCUAUAUGGCUUAUGCCUACUGUUACCAUGGUCAGACCCUCUUGGCCAGUGAUAAAUGUGGAGAAUCUAUUAGGUCUCUACAAGAAGCAGAAAAAUUUUAUGCCAAGGCGGAAAAAUUGUGCAAAGAAUAUGGUGAAACCAAAGGUCCGGGGACUACAGCGAAGCCUUCUGGACAUCUCUUCUUUACGAAAUUAGGAACUCUGGUCAAAAAUACCUUAGAAAAAUCUCAGCGAGAAAAUGGAUUCAUUUACUUCCAGAAGAUUCCUCCAGAGGCUCCCCAGCUUGAGCUGAAAGCAAACUACGGUCUAGUUGAGCCUAUUGCUUUUGAAUUUCCGGAUGUGCAUGCCCAGUGGUCCCCAGAAUCCCUUGCCGCAUUUGAUCUCACCAAAAGGCCAAAGGAGGACAGUGCUAAACCAAAGCCAGAGGAAGAAGUGAAACCUCUGAAAGAACCAGAUAUAAAGCCUCAAAAAGACACCGGGUGCCAGAUCUCAUAAGAUCCUCAAAUGUGAAGAAAUACUCCUUGUGAACUGCAUUCUGUAAACUUUAGGUUACUAUUGCCUAUCCUGUGUGCUGGUUCUUCUGGCUGCCUGUACUGUAAAAACAAUGCACUCCUUUUCAACUGGUAUAUAUAUAUAUCUAUCUUUCAUUGGCUGGGUUGAAUGGCUUUGUUUCAAAAGAAGUAUAUUGAAGAAGAACAGAUUAAAGCUGGAUUGGUAAAAGUUUGGGACCUCGUAGUAGAAAUUAGCAUUUAGAUGAACAGGCAUCUGAUUCUGGAACAAAUAAUGGCGAAUGCAAGGGAUGAGACAGGCUGUGCUCAGGGGUUGUAAGGUCUGCACAACAAUGAAGCAAGCAAGACAAAAAUGUAUUACCGUAUUUUAAGCUCAAAUUAUUCAGAAGAAUAAACCAUAUUAUCAACAAGAGGAAAAUAUAGUUUAGCACAGGAAAGUUCUAGGCAGUAUAAAUUAAGUCCCUGUAGGAAUAUAGAUUGUUGCCAUCUUUGUACUUCGAAUUUUACAAAGGAAAUCAAAGGAAAAGGUGAUUUCAGAUAAUGGUUGAUUCUAUGGGAUCAGUCUCAGUGGAAUCACUUUAAGUACUGUUAUGUCAAAUCAAUAAGGAGGUUUUCCUAAAUAAAGGAGGCUUUCCAUAAUAAUUAGCAGGCAAAAACAUUUAGAAUUAAGACACAAGGUAAUAACAGCUGGAUAUGUGGGGGAAAAAACCUGAAUAAAAAUUAUUCCGUGCAGUUACUGUAUAUCCGUCUUUCGAUAUAUCCACAACUAGAAAGUCACAGUAUGCAAUUUGUUGCCAGCAGUUGUAUAUUUGUUGCCAGCAGAAAACAUUGCUGUUUUUUA
Candoia aspera is the source of this 2239-nucleotide messenger RNA. It is a transcript of the gene BROX, whose product is annotated as BRO1 domain and CAAX motif containing. The coding region runs from base 149 to 1384 and encodes 411 amino acids. The transcript has 13 exons. NCBI's taxonomy places the organism in Eukaryota, Metazoa, Chordata, Lepidosauria, Squamata, Candoiidae. The record is from RefSeq and is a predicted model, not a curated record.